CCCCCUUGCCGGGCGAGCGGUGUCUAUGGGGCACCCGCCGCUGCCCCCGCCGCUACCGCCACCGCCACCGCCGCUGCCGCCGCUGGGUGCUGUCUCUAUGGCGAGGAGGAAGAGGAGGAGCGCGAGCUCAACGACACAAGUACAUAAAUAAAGGAUAAAGUAUUUACGAAACAAAUCUUCAAUCAAGUAUAACAUUUUGAUGCUUGGCAGCUAGACUCCUUGUGCCCUCACUAUGCCAGCAGCAACUGUAGAUCAUAGCCAAAGAAUUUGUGAAGUUUGGGCUUGCAACCUGGAUGAAGAGAUGAAGAAAAUUCGUCAAGUUAUCCGAAAAUAUAAUUACGUUGCUAUGGACACCGAGUUUCCAGGCGUGGUUGCAAGACCCAUUGGAGAAUUCAGGAGCAAUGCUGACUAUCAGUACCAACUGUUGCGGUGUAAUGUAGACUUGUUGAAGAUAAUUCAGCUGGGACUGACAUUUAUGAAUGAGCAAGGAGAAUACCCACCAGGAACUUCAACUUGGCAGUUUAACUUUAAAUUUAAUUUGACGGAGGACAUGUAUGCCCAAGACUCUAUAGAGCUGCUCACAACAUCUGGUAUCCAGUUUAAAAAACAUGAGGAGGAAGGAAUUGAGACCCAGUACUUUGCAGAACUUCUUAUGACAUCAGGAGUAGUCCUCUGUGAAGGGGUCAAAUGGUUAUCAUUUCAUAGUGGUUAUGACUUUGGCUACUUAAUCAAAAUCCUGACCAACUCUAACUUGCCUGAAGAAGAACUUGACUUCUUUGAGAUCCUUCGAUUGUUUUUUCCUGUCAUUUAUGAUGUGAAGUACCUCAUGAAGAGCUGCAAAAAUCUCAAAGGUGGUUUACAGGAAGUUGCUGAACAGUUAGAGCUGGAACGGAUAGGACCGCAGCAUCAGGCAGGAUCUGACUCACUGCUCACAGGAAUGGCCUUUUUCAAAAUGAGAGAAAUGUUCUUUGAAGAUCAUAUUGAUGAUGCCAAAUAUUGUGGUCAUUUGUAUGGCCUUGGUUCUGGUUCAUCCUAUGUACAGAAUGGCACAGGGAAUGCAUAUGAAGAGGAAGCCAGCAAGCAGUCAUGACAUGAAAUAGUUCUCUUAUUCUUAUUUUAUUUGAGAUACACACAUGCUUGUAUAUAGGUUUUAUCUCUGGUUGAAUCCCUUGAACAGUAGACAUAGCUUUUUUUUUUUUUCUUCAUAGCUUAUUUUUCUGCCUUUCAGCACUAAGUAUCUACCAUUCCUAUCUCAGAUCUUAAUAAACAGAAAAGUAUUCAGGUUCAAUCCGGCCUUAAAUACACUUGUUAGUAGGUGUGUGUGAGUGGGGAAAGCUACAUGGUAUUGAAUACUUUGAUAAACUUCAGCUACUUGAGCUUGGUUUGUUUUUUCCCGUUCUUAAAUUAACUAGCACUGACUGUAAUUUAUUUCCCUGUUUCAUGUCUCCCUUCCAUUCUGCAGGAGUUUUAGCUAUUUGAGAUUGUGGACCAUCAAUUUUGCACUUUAGAGAGUGAUUCUGUCUCAAAUCCUCUGUUUAUCAGCAGUUUUGGUUUUCCUUGCUCUUUGCUGGAAAAAUGACCAUCUGCCAACUUUUUCCAUAUUUACUUGUUUUUGACCCAUGGAAUAUAUAGCACAUGCACCGUGCAAAUGGUUGAAUCAGCAGGACUACAAAAAAGAAAAGACAAAAAACUACUGAGGAGCUUAGUAACUGCUGUUUCUGUGCAUAGUAGUUAAUCUUCCAAGCACAUCUAGUGUCUGUCCGUUUCUAAUUGGCAUGUGUUUAGGCUGCUCUGUGACUGAAGUGUUUUUCAAACCAGCUUUACACCCUUCAGGAAAAAUCCUUUGUGAUGGGACAUUUAAUGUCCGCCGGGAAACUGGUACCCAAGAUGUUGAAGCUGCAGUUAUUUUAUGAUAGCACACUUCCCUUAUCUGCUUCUUUUUAUUCCAUCUCUGUUUACCCUUAUUUUAAAAAAUUUUAGAGCCAUAUUUACAAUGCUCUUGAUUUGUUGAUUCCACAAAUCAAUUUCAUUCAAAUCCAAAGAUUGCCAAGUCUUUAGGUAUAUUUUGUACCAAAUUAAAUUACGAAAAAUUCGAGCUUUCAUAGUUGCUACAAAGAUAAAUAAUGGAGAAAUUUGGUGCAAAACAACAUAAUAUAAAAUUUUAUAUUUAUUAGCUAUAUACAGUAUAGCUAAUAAAACUACCUGAGGAGUGUAAUGCUUGUUUAUUUUUUGUGUAUAUCUUUGCAAUCUAUUUUAUAUAUAUUGACAAAAGAGACUGUGAAAUAUUUAGCCAUGUGGAAUAUGUGACCAGACCAGAGCAUGCGUAGGAAGGCAUUUUGGUAAUAAUUAACUGCCCUGAAAUGACGGACUACAAGUUAUGAUGUGUGUCAUCUGCACUUCAAUCGGUAAUAUUAGCAAAUCUCCAAAUGUUAGCCACAUUCGUUUGUUUCCCUUGUACAUUGUUUAUUCAUGAUACUUCAAUGCUGUAACUGGGUGGUCCUUUUUAAACAAAACAUUUGCGAAACAGAGGGAUUAUUUGUUUUUAAAGCUUUUGUAAAUAAAGGCUUCAGAAAUGUUUUCUUAUA
Molecule: messenger RNA, 2585 nt
Organism: Bubalus bubalis (water buffalo)
Lineage: Eukaryota; Metazoa; Chordata; Mammalia; Artiodactyla; Bovidae
Gene: CNOT7
Product: CCR4-NOT transcription complex subunit 7
Exons: 7
Coding region: 233-1090 (285 amino acids)
Cellular component (GO): P-body; CCR4-NOT core complex; CCR4-NOT complex
Molecular function (GO): poly(A)-specific ribonuclease activity; nucleic acid binding
Source: RefSeq, a predicted model, not a curated record